Ictidomys tridecemlineatus (thirteen-lined ground squirrel) is the source of this 1267-nucleotide messenger RNA. RefSeq names its product sulfotransferase 2A1. Gene Ontology annotation, molecular function: sulfotransferase activity. NCBI's taxonomy places the organism in Eukaryota, Metazoa, Chordata, Mammalia, Rodentia, Sciuridae. The record is from RefSeq and is a predicted model, not a curated record.
UCUCCCACAGUGUUCAAUGGUGACUACAGCUGGAACCCCUGCACCACGCACAGACAGCUCAUCACUAUGACAGAUGACUGCUUGUGGUUUGAAGGGUUACCUUUCCUUGUUUUUGGUUCCAGCUAUGAAGUUAUAAAAGAAGUAUGUGCUCAGUUUGUGAUAAAGGAUGAAGAUAUAGUAAUGGUGUCUUUCCCAAAAUCAGGAACCCACUGGUUGGUUGAAAUUCUCUGCCUGAUUCACUCCAAAGGUGAUACCACGUGGAUUCAAUCUGUGCCCAUCUGGGAACGGGCACCCAUGAUAGAGACAGAUAUGGGUUACAGAUUGUCAAAUGAGAAAGAGGGCCCACGGCUCCUGUCCUCUCACCUCCCCUUGCAUCUCUUCCCCAAGUCUUUAUUCACUUCCAAGGCCAAGGUGAUAUAUAUCAUGAGAAAUCCCAAAGAUGUUCUUGUGUCAGGUUAUUAUUUUUAUACUAUGACAAAUGAUUAUAAGAAACCAGAGUCUCUGGAACGAUAUUUUCAAUGGUUCAUCCAAGGAAACGUGCCCUAUGGAUCAUGGUUUGAGCACAUUCGUGGCUGGAUGUCCCUGAGAGACAAAGAGAACAUCCUGCUGCUGAGUUAUGAAGAACUGCAGAAGGACCCAAGAAGCACCAUAGAGAGGAUCUGUCAGUUCCUGGGAAAGAAGCUAAAUCCAGAAAAACUCGACUCAGUCCUCAAGAAUUGCUCCUUCCAAGUCAUGAAUCAAAACAAGAUGUCCAAUCUUGAAAUAUUGCCUGAAGAAUUCUCUUCUAGGCAUUUAAAAAUUACAAGAAAAGGCAUCUCUGGGGACUGGAAGAAUCACCUCACAGUGGCCCAAGCUGAAGCCUUUGAUAAAGUUUACCAGGAGAAGAUGGCGGGUUUCCCCAAAGGGCUGUUCCCAUGGGAGUAAUGUCCAAAAAUUCUGAAUAUGGUCAUUGUUUUUAAUGUCCUGGGAUGUGUACACGACUGGGGCAUUCUUCACAUAAAACCCAUACUUACAGGAAAGAUGGAGGGUAGAUAGAAUAACACAAAGAACCAAUGAAAUAUAAUUAAUGGAUGAGCAAAAUAAAAUGUCUAAUCAAGUGAAGAAGGAGAAUUGUAGAAAGGAAGGAGCAUGGUAGAGAAAGGGGGGUUCAUGAACUGAAACGGAUUUUCAUGCAUGAAUGAGUUUUUCCAGAUGAGCCCAAUUCCUAUGUGUAACAAUAAAUCUCUGAACAAAAGUGAAAAAUCUGCUUCUUCCUUCUGGAGAGUUG